Molecule: messenger RNA, 4119 nt
Organism: Penicillium lagena
Lineage: Eukaryota; Fungi; Ascomycota; Eurotiomycetes; Eurotiales; Aspergillaceae
Product: putative histone deacetylase complex subunit (Hos4)
Exons: 1
Coding region: 1-4119 (1372 amino acids)
Molecular function (GO): protein binding
Source: RefSeq, a predicted model, not a curated record
AUGACUUCGUCGUACUGCCACCGCGCAGCUGAGUGGCCCGACCCAUCGACCCUUACCCAAUGGCUCCAUUCCUUUCCUUCCCAGUUUCCUUCCCUCCCUCUUCUCUGCCUUCUCUUCUCCCUCUCUUCUCCCUCUUUCAAGACUCUACCCACCCUUGUCCCCCUCCCCUUUCCUCCACCAACCUCCCUCUAUAUAAUUUUAAUCACGCACUACUCCAUCCCUCCCAUCCGACCAUCUAUUCUACCCACCACUAUUCCCAGCGCUGCUCGAUUUUCGUCAAACGCGACCGUCUCGCUCUCGUUGAGUGCACCUCAUUCACCUCCAAGAGUGCACUCCCUCCUCCCAGUGGCCACAUCUCUGCGUCUGCGCACCACUGGUGGCCCUGCCGACUACGGUCGUCCCUGCCUGUCGCCCCAAAAUGACGAGCGGGAUUCUAAGACAUCGAGUGCUAUCGCUAUGAGUGAUGUCGAGGCAGUCGCUUUGCCCGCUGCCCUGGACGUCGGUCAGAUCGCCGCUGCUGUGAAGGUGGAUGGGGAACCGUCGGUCAGCAAAAAGGAGCCCGAGUCGCAUUCAAGGCCGGGCAGCGAUCGCGAGCAGGCGGUCGAAUCCGACAAUGAAGGGCCUCCGAGUCCCAGAGCCGACUCGGAGGCAGAAACCAUCAUCCAGUCCGGCCGUGAAUCCCUCUCCCCUGAGAAGAAACGCAAGCAUAUUCGCCACGACCCCCUGCGCCAGCCGCUGGGCGACACGGACGGCGUCGAAGGGCACCUGCGCAAGCGACCGCGCAUCGAUGGCGAGUCUCGGGGCGAGGCAGACCGAAGCUCUCGGUCGGUCAGUCCGUCCCAGCGAACUGGCCCUCCAUCAGCGUCCGUGGUGAAGAUCGAGAAGGCAGACGAACACGAUUCCCUCGCGGAGGCUGUGCCGGAUCAUGGCUCGUCCAAGGCAGACAGGCCGCCAGACCACCGCAAGAGAAGCGUCACUCGUGGAAACCGCGCAGGCUCUUCUGAGGAAGGAGCGAGCGGCUCUUCCCGCGACCUUCUUAAAGAUGUCAACAACAACAUCCGAUUCUCACCUCCCUCCAACAUGCGUUCCGUUUCUCCAGCUCGUGUUUCUCACACCCGAUCCGCCUCUGGUUCCCACUUUCCGUCCAGAAAGAAAGCUCCCACUCCUCUUCUGACCGGUUUCCCACGGCAAGGCUCGGAAGAUCGACAAUCCACCUCGUCUUCUGUCAGCGGCUCUCCGCUACCCAGUGCCCGCCUGCGCAAACUUGGGUCUGGGGAUGGCACCUCUGCCUCUCCUGCCAAACAGAUGGGCCCCAAGAAAUUGCGCGAUAAGAGCGGACGCACACCGCUGGCGAGAGCGUGUGCCGAGCGAAAAUACGACCAGGUGGCUGCGCGUCAUGCGGAACGCCCUGAAGAUUUGAACAUUCCCGACAAUGCAGGCAACACCCCCCUGCAAAUUGUCUCUCUGAACGGCGAGACCGAUAUUGUGAAGUUUUUGUUGGACGCCGGCUGCGAAAUAAAUACGAAGAACAUCGACAAGGAUACCCCGUUGAUCGAUGCAGUGGAGAAUGGCAAUGUCGAUGUGGUGAAGCUGUUGUUGGAGGCGGGUGCAAACCCACGAACGGUGAACGCUGCAGGAGACGAGCCAUAUGAACUCGUUCCCUCUGAGCUUGAUGAAGACGAAUACCAGGAGAUGAGAAAGACCAUCGCAGAUGCUAAGGCCAGCUCGCGGCCGAGUCGACGCUCAGAGGAACACAGUGUCGCGGCGUCUCAUUCCCGACGGGCCUCAGGUGCCAGCCCUUCGCCUCCACUCCAUGGACCUCGCAGCCCGGCCCCGACGGGUGCAACGGGUCGACGCAAGACAGGACGCAGCGAAGCCACGCGAAACGAUCUGUUGUGGACGAAACCGACACUGGAAAACCUUCAAGUUUUUGCAUCCAAGGGCGACGAGGCCGGUGUGGUCAGCAUCUUGAACAUCUUGCAGAAAGCCGACACCGCGUCCUUGAUUGCGGCCGCUAAGGGCUGCCACCACGACGUGCUGUCCCUGUUGUAUGCUAUGGGCAAUGCAGAUCCGGACCCAAACCCCGACCUUGAUCACAAACCUGGUUACAACACUCCCAUGCUGGCUGCCAUCGGUCGUGGCAAGCCUGCCGUCAUUCAGCUGAUUCUCAACCAACCGGGCUUUAAUCCAACCCGCCGACUGUUCGAAGACAUGACGUACCAUGAACUGGCCCGAGCUCGUCAGGGCGAGGACUGGGAGGAAGAGUAUGACAUGCUCAAGGAUGCGUAUGAAAACUACAAUCGUGGCGAAGGCCGCAAGGGCGAUACCUCAUCUCCACGACGCGCGCGCGCAAAGGACAAGGAAGAUAAACGCACCGGGCGCAAACGAUCCUCCUCUCCUGUCGCUCGUACUUCCAAGAAGGCCAACACUAGCCCCAACGCUGCCCGGCGUCGCGACUCAACUGCCUUGGACGGCGAUAAAGAGAAGAGACGUGAGAAGGGGAAGACGGUGGGAUCUCGCGGCAAGGUAUCUGCCAAAGAUGCUGGUGACAGCGCGAUGGGUAGCUCGGACCAUGAUUCCCGUCCCCCGAAGUCUACUGUUUCGGCCAGAAGAGGCAGCGAAUCAAGCACUAUGGCACGCAACGAUGAAGUCAAAAAGAGACGGCUCAUCGCAGGACGUCGUCCAGGUCCAGAUCAGGAUCGGCGACCCAGCUUGUUCUCUUCGGAUUCUCUAUCGGGACGCGAAGAAACCGCCAAGGCCCGAGCUGACGGGCCCGAGUCGCUUUCAUCUCUCAAGCGCAUUCGUGCCGAUACUUCGCCAGAGCGAUCUCGGUCCCGUGGGGGCUAUGGCGACCAGUUGUCUCCUGAAUCACGAAAGAAGAAGCGGCGCAUGCUUUCCGAGGCAAAUGCCAAUGGUUCUUCCCACAAAUCUGGAAAGGAGCCUGUGGAUGCUGAUAAGCCCACUUCGCAAGAUGAUUCUUCGCGGACGGAUGAAAACAUGACGCGAAAGUCUGGAGAGCCAUCGAAGAAACCCGUCGCUCGUGAAUCGUCGCCUAAGGAAGAUGCUGUUAUGGAGAAUGGGGUCGUGAAGGCUGAACCUCAAGAGUCGAAGCCGAUUGAUGUUCCGACGGACGAGAAACAGCCUGAAAUGGAUGCUGAAGAACGUCAGCGAGCUGAAGCGAAGAAAGUCGAGGAUGAGCGCGUUGCCGAAGAACGACGUGUUGCCGACGAGGCGGAGCGUGCUCGCCUAGCCAAAGAAGAGGCGGACCGAGCGGCUCGUGCUGCUCGCGAAAAGGCUGAGGAGGACGAGCGCAAACGCAAGGAAGCCGAACAGCGUCGAAUCAAGCAGGCCGAAGACGAGCGCCAGAAACGCCUGGAGCAGGAACGGGCCCGGAUGGCGAAAGUUCGUCGUGACCAGGAAGAACUGGAGCAGCGACGCCGCGAUGCCCUUCCCAUUCGCCUCCGUGUAGCUGCCAAUUUUGUGGGGUCCAAUGACCCUCGCGCGAGAAGUCAUACUUGGCUGAAGAGUUUUAUGCCCUUGGUCACUGCGCUCACCAAGCAGCUUGAGCCCACCUGUGAUAAGGAGAUGGCGGACGAGAAAUGGAUUCCGAACUACUUGAUUGCACCCUUGCUGGCGACCAAUGAUCUCCAACUUUCGCAAUGUAAGUUUUUCUCUCUUUCGAUCAUCAUGUACUGUCCGCUGAUCUUACUCGCAAUAGAUGCCAGCUGGGAGAAACGCAAAGCGACUCCAACUCAACGCAUGAAUCUGUGGCGAGUCACUCGACGGAUGCUCAUUCAGGCGGAUGAAUCUGAUUUCCACGACUCGUCGGUUGGACAGAUUCUACAGAAAGACUGCGACACGCGAUCCAAAUACUUCGACAUGGAGCAUGUGUUCUGGAUUCGACUCUCCGACUUCAUGGACCUCGUCCCGCACGUUCCCCAUCUGAACGGGCUGCAGUUCCAGUUUCUCAGCAUGCAUAUCGACCAAGAAUCCUUUUCUGGCGGAAUCGGCGGCACGGCCCAGCCAAACGGCCAUGCUGCUUCGGUCGAUGCCUCUAAUGGCUCUCCUUCUGGUUUACUGAAUGGCUAUGGGCACUCGCGGCCUAGUACAUAUGUCUGA